Molecule: messenger RNA, 3359 nt
Organism: Lycium ferocissimum
Lineage: Eukaryota; Viridiplantae; Streptophyta; Magnoliopsida; Solanales; Solanaceae
Product: putative pentatricopeptide repeat-containing protein At4g17915
Exons: 7
Coding region: 861-2243 (460 amino acids)
Molecular function (GO): protein binding
Source: RefSeq, a predicted model, not a curated record
UCCAGCUAUCUGUUAUGGCUGUUUAUUUACAUCAUUUUCAUUAAGAUUGUUGCUCAUAUAUUUAGAAAUGCACCGUAGAGACAACAAAUUGAUGAAAUGGGAUUCUAUUAAUACGCAUUGAGUACCUUAAGAUGUGUCUAAUUUGAACAAACUUUGAUACUUGCCAAAUUUUGUUCUGCAGAAAUUGGCUUCCUUUAAAUGAAUUUGCCUUGAUUUCUAAUGUGAAAAGUGAAAAUUUGCGUGUGUUUAUGUGCUGCACAAAAUGUUUAUUCCUAUUAGUUUUGCGAGAUGAAAAGUAAAUUAAUUUACUUGGUGUUUGAAUUUGGCACUUCUUUUAUGGAUUGACUACUACAUGUUUGAAUUUGAACUUCUUUUAUGUACUACUGAAAGUAUUUUUAUUAUCGACAACUCUUAUGUGUUUCGGACUAAAAUUCAUUUUCCUUCAAAUUUUUAGAUCAAAAGUGAAUAAAACAAGUUCGGUAUUGCUUCAAAAGGUAGCUUUUCAAUUCCGUUUUAGGCUAAAUCAGAUUAUUUCAUGAUUGUUACUGCUAAUUGGAUAUCCGUCCACGGUUGUGACUUCAUUCUUGUUACCUUCCCUCUCUUGUAAUUGCUUGUUUUCUCCUCGCUUUGUAAAGACGGCCCAUGGUUGUAAGGCUCUUUUCAUUACUUGUUAAUACAUUCCUUCUUGUUCUCUCAAAAUGCUUGGCGUCCUAAGCCAAAGUUCCUUGCUGUCAGUUCUUAAACCAAUGUUUCUUGCUCGUGACUCCAGUUUACAAGUGAUAGCUGACCGUCAUUGUAGAAGUUAGAAUUUCAAAUCCUGGAUCCCGGUAGCAGGUCGCAGGUCUUAACUCCUGGAUUAGAUGUGGAGUAUCAAAGAUAAAUUAUCAACAAGGUUAAUGAAUAUUUGCGUAGCAUCUCUUUGUAAAGCCAAACAAUUGGAGAAAGCUGAAGCUGUAAUAGUUGAUGGCAUAAGAAUUGGAGUACAACCAGAUGUGGUCACUUACAAUACACUGAUUACUGCAUAUUGCCGCUAUAUUGGCAUUGAUGCAGGUUAUUCCAUCCUUUAUAGGAUGAAAGAGGCUGGGAUUAACCCUGAUGUUAUUACGUAUAACUCUUUAAUAGCUGGAGCUACCAGACAUUGCUUGUUAUCUCGAUGUCUCGAUCUGUUUGAAGAAAUGCUUGAGAUGAGUAUUCUUCCUGAUAUUUGGAGUUACAACACAUUAAUGCAUUGCUUCUUUAAAUUGAAUAAGCCAGAUGAGGCGUACAGGGUUUUUCAGGAUAUUCUUUUGAAAGAUAUUUCUGUUCAUCCAGCAACAUACAACAUAUUAAUUAAUGGUCUUUGUAUGAAUGGGUAUACAGAGAAUGCCCUAAUGUUAUUUAGGAGUUUAAAACGUCAUGGAUUUAUUCCCCAAUUAGCAACUUACAACAUUCUUAUUCAUCGGCUGUGCAAGUCAGGACGGGGAAAAGCUGCAAGAGAGUUUCUCAACGAGUUGAUAGAAUCAGGUUAUAUCCCGAAUGCCAUAACUUAUACGACAGUAAUGAAAUGCUGCUUCAGAUGUAGACAAUUUGAAGAAGGCCUUAGGAUCUUUGCAGAGAUGAGAAGGAAAGGAUAUACAUAUGAUGCAUUUGCUUACUGUACAGUUGCAAGUAUGUUACUUAAAACUGGGAAGAUGAAUGAGGCCAAUGAGUACCUGGGCUAUAUAAUUACAAAUGGUUUUGACCUUGAUAUGGUGUCUUUUAAUACCAUUGUUAAUCUAUAUUGUAAAGACGGUCAGCUGGAUAAUGCUUAUAAGUUAUUGUACGAGGCAGAAAAAAAAGGGUUGGAGUCUGACAAGUACACCCACGCUAUCUUGAUUGAUGGCUUGUGCAGGACUGGUAAUUUCAAAGGGGCCCAGCAACAUUUGGACCAAAUGAGCAUGAUGGGUUUUGAUUCUAACUUAGUUGCAUUGAAUUCUUUUAUCAAUGGGUUGUGUAAAGCUGGUCACCUUGAUCAUGCUUUACGGAUGUUUGAAUCAAUGGAUGCCAAAGAUUCUAUAACUUACUCCACUAUGGUGCAUACUUUUUGCAAAGCCAGGAGAUUUCGUGCAGCAUCUAAGCUGCUACUAUCGUGUAUAAGAGGUGGCAUGAGGAUUCUUAAAUCAGAUAAACGUGGUGUUAUUGAUGGACUUCGUUGUUCUGGAUUUUCACAAGAAGCAAGGAAGGUCCAGUCUAAAAUUCGAUUGGCUAAGAUACUGCAAAAUUAAUUAAGGAUGAUGAUCAACUUUGCCAGUGAAGUAUUAGCCUUAUUUAAUUGGCUAAGGUUUUGAAUUAUGACGCUUUAUGGAAGCUGAAAAACCUCAGGGAUCAUGCAACUGAGAAUACAACCUACACUAACCAGCUUUAAGUCAAGUACUCGAUCCUAUUGUAAGAGGCAAACACAGUGACGUUGCUGUCAGGAGGUGUCAAUCAUAUACCUUUCUUCACCCGAAGGAUAAUGCUGACAUGCUGUUAAAACUGUGAAGAGUUAUUAUGUGGAAGUAAAGGCAUGCUUAUUACAGAUGCUAAACAAGUAGGUGCACCAAAACUCAUGCCAGGCUCUGAAUCUGAAAUCAUUAGGCUGUUGCAUUUGGCUGAAGAUAAAUCAAAGGAUUUGAUGAGAGCUACGGUAUAAAUGAAUAUGCAAACUCAGCUACUAGAAAUGGCCAGACUGACCACAACUAUUGCCUGUUGUCGAAUUUAUUGAUAAUUGAUGUUGUGGUAUGCCUGUGAUUAUUUAUGGAUUUUAAUGUGGUUGCACAAUGGGUUACUACUUGAGGAGAAGCUUGCCUAUUGAAGUUUGAAGUUGAGAUUGCACAAUUUCAAAGAUUUGGGACAAGUACGCCAGCUUCUAAAGCUUCUUUUGUCCAACGCCAUGAACUAAAAGUGAAUGAUCAUUAGGAAGUCAUUCUAAGCCCAAUAUAAAGGAUUAUUGGUAUUAAUCAUCGAGAAAUUCAUCAAGGAUGACUUAGCAGAGAUGCCUCAUCCUAUCAGCACACAAAUCAAACAUGCAUUUUGAGGUGGCGAUACAUAAACUGAGAAUGGGAUCUUUUUUAGCACUGCUCUGAAGCCAAAGGAAACCGAAGAGCUGUUGACGUAGCAGAUUACACAAGCAAAGAAAGGGCUAGUCUGAUAUCAAGAAAUCAGUCUCCAGCCAGACCAAGAGUUGAACUUCACAGUCGAAACACUCAAGUUGCUUAUAAGGCUGGCUCAACCAAACUUCUACAAAUAGAUCUUUUAUUACAAAAUCAUAUUACAUUUCCUUUUUUUCUUUUUUCGAAAGAAAGAAUAAUAAUCUCUCUUUUUAUAUAUUAAUCGUUUAUGAUAUGGUUCUUAUUGUUUUC